This is a messenger RNA of Penaeus chinensis, 1692 nucleotides long. Its product is annotated as extensin-like. Lineage: Eukaryota; Metazoa; Arthropoda; Malacostraca; Decapoda; Penaeidae. The coding region runs from base 1 to 1692 and encodes 563 amino acids. The transcript has a single exon. The record is from RefSeq and is a predicted model, not a curated record.
AUGCCCUUGCCCACACCCACCGCCAAAUGCCCUUGCCCACACCCACCGCGAAAUGCCCUUGCCCAAACCCACCGCAAAAUGCCCUUGCCCACACCCACCGCGAAAUGCCCUUGCCCACUCCCACCGCCAAAUGCCCUUGCCCACACCCACCGCCAAAUGCCCUUGCCCACUCCCACCGCCAAAUGCCCUUGCCCACACCCACCGCCAUAUGCCCUUACCCACACCCACCGCCAAAUGCCCUUGCCCACACCCACCCCCAAAUACUCUUGCCCACUCCCACCGCCAAAUGCCCUUGUCCACACCCACCGCCAAAUGCCCUUGCCCACCCCCACCCCCAAAUACUCUUGCCCACUCCCACCGCCAAAUGCCCUUGUCCACACCCACCGCCAAGUGCCCUUGCCCACUCCCACCGCCAAAUGCUCUUGCCCACACCCACCGCCAAAUGCCCUUGCCCACACCCACCGCCAAAUGCCCUUGCCCACUCCCACCGCCAAAUGCCCUUGCCCACACCCACCGCGAAAUGCCCUUGCCCAAACCCACCGCAAAAUGCCCUUGCCCACACCCACCGCGAAAUGCCCUUGCUCACUCCCACCGCCAAAUGCCCUUGCCCACACCCACCGCCAAAUGCCCUUGCCCACUCCCACCGCCAAAUGCCCUUGCCCACACCCACCGCCAUAUGCCCUUACCCACACCCACCGCCAAAUGCCCUUGUCCACACCCACCGCCAAAUACUCUUGCCCACUCCCACCGCCAAAUGCCCUUGUCCACACCCACCGCCAAGUGCCCUUGCCCACACCCACCGCCAAAUGCCCUUGCCCACACCCACCGCCAAAUGCCCUUGCCCACUCCCACCGCCAAAUGCCCUUGCCCACACCCACCGCCAAAUGCCCUUGCCCACACCCACCGCCAAAUGCCCUUGCCCACACCCACCCCCAAAUACUCUUGCCCACUCCCACCGUUAAAUGCCCUUGUCCACACCCACCGCCAAAUGCCCUUGCCCACUCCCACCGCCAAAUGCCCUUGCCCACACCCACCCCCAAAUACUCUUGCCCACUCCCACCGUUAAAUGCCCUUGUCCACACCCACCGCCAAAUGCCCUUGCCCACUCCCACCGCCAAAUGCCCUUGCCCACACCCACCGCCAAAUGCCCUUGCCCACUCCCACCGCCAAAUGCCCUUGCCCACUCCCACCGCCAAAUGCCCUUGCCCACUCCCACCGCCAAAUGCCCUUGCCCACACCCACCGCCAAAUGCCCUUGCCCACACCCACCGCCAUAUGCCCUUACCCACACCCACCGCAAAAUGCCCUUGCCCACACCCACCGCCAUAUGCCCUUACCAACACCCCACCGUAUCAUCGUCGCUAAAUCCACACACUUUCAAAGAGUCUCCAACCGCACACACUGGAUCGACCCCCCCCCCCCCUCGCCCCGCCUUACUAGCAUCCACUAUGACUUCCUUCAUCGCCUUCAGAUCCACCCACAAACACCAGCCACAUCCUCGGUCUCCCACAAACACCGGCCACAUCCUAGGUCUCCCACAAACACUGGUCACAACACCCGUCCCUUGACAAGUAUCCCACCGAGUCCCCCGUCACACUCAGUCCCAUUUCAGAACACCCACAGCAGUUCCUGUCCUCCACGGACACCCACUGCAUAUUCCAACUCCUCGCCUUAUCUCCCCCUUCACACCUAA